Symbiodinium sp. CCMP2456 is the source of this 2736-nucleotide messenger RNA. The record is from the annotation of a GenBank genome assembly. Lineage: Eukaryota; Dinophyceae; Suessiales; Symbiodiniaceae.
AUGUCGGCAAUCGACAAGAGCGGUGGUGCUGACCCGCGCCUUCUCGGCCGCGAAAGCUGGCCACAGCAGAACUCCGGCCAAAAGGAGCUAGAAGCAUCCAAGACUUCUGGAUCCGAAGCAGUGGAUGAGGUCUUGCAGAGGGCACCCGGGAGGUUCCGCGGCUUGGUUGGCGGUGCCUGGCAGAGGGUGCAAGGAAUCUUCCGCCGCAGCAGCAGCGGCACAGCAGACGAAGAAGAUCUUCAAGUUGGAGGAAACGACGCGUCCGCGGAUGGGGCCGAGAUGUUGGAGAGCCAGGCAGCCUCCUUUGACGGCGAUUUCCGGAUGCUGCCUCCCAGCGCCUGGGAGGCUCUGCAUGCUCGCUUCCGCCCGACAAAGCUCGAGCAGGAGGCAGACGCUGCAGCCACGUCUCCGGUGUCAAUCGAGACCGCCGCCACCGACAUGCCCGUCGAAACGACGAGCCAAGCGUCGGAAUCCCAAGAUCCGGCAUUGACCGAAGCACCGCCGUCGCCGGAGAGCGACUGGUGGCUGGCCUUGUGCAUCGCCGUGCAGCAGUCGAUGAUCUUCUCCUCUUCGGGGGAUACCUGCAGCACGCUGUCAAGCGGCCUGAGGUGGGGAGUCGUGAGUGGCAUCGGGCAAGCGGACGUGAUUUUCGAUCGAUGCAAAGUGUCAGUCUUCGAGAGAUGGCUGGUGAAGCGAAAGAAGAGCUGGGCACCGAGUUUGGACGCAGAGUUUCUGGCAGAGAGUGCGUCCAACGAUGCCGAAUUGCCUUCUCCCGGCUCCGCAGAGGCACCUGAGGCCUCGCGAGCAGCCGCCGGAGCCGGUGGGACUGCGGUGCCAGAGAUGCAGGAGCUGCGCGAGCAGCUGGAGAAGAAGGAUCGUGCCAUCCUCCAGCUGCAGGCGGACAACCACCGCGAGCAGCAAACCCGCGACAAGCAGUCUGCCGAGAAGCAGAUGAUGCUGAGCGAGGAGUUGCGCGAGAUGACGCAGCGCGCAGAGCACUUGUCGGAGCAAGUGCGCAAGAGCAAGAAGCGCGGCACGGAGCUGCAGGAGGCCAAGGACUCCGUCCGCUCCGAGCUUCGGGAGUGCCAGGCGCAGCUCAGGAAAGAGAUUUCGGUUCGUUCCGAAAUCCAGACGGAGGCCAUGGAGGCUGAGAUGUUUUUCAGCCUCAGCGAGACGAAGCAGGAGGCGGAUGCCACCGACGCCAUCUCCUUGGGUGAUGAUGCAUCUGGUGCAGGCACAAAGAAGCUGCCAGGUGAUGAGGCACCUAGCGCAGGUGCAAAGAAGCUUUCAGGCUACCAGGGUAAGCUUGCUCAAUGCCUUGCGGUGCUGCGGAGGCUCCAAGGGGAGCUUUCCUCAGAGCUCCGCGCCCGCGCACCAGGUAGAAGUUCUGACGACUCGGAAGCAAUGACUCGGAUAUUCCAGCAGAUAGACAAGGCGCAGCAUCUCAUCGACGGCGUGCUGCCAAGUGCCGGAAGCAGCCCACUUGCUGGGGCCGGCCCGCCUUCGUCGAGCACCAAGCAGCCUGCAAGCCCAGAAGCAGAGAGGCCGCUACCCGAGGACCUGAAAAACCUGGUCCGGGGAGUCUCGACUCCAAGUUCGCUCGUGGGAUCCCCUCCCAGCAAAGACUCCGAGGAGGCCUUGUUGAUGAAGCUGGACAUCAACGAGAUCCGUGUCGCUGCCGAACUGGAGAAGCAGAAGCUGAUCACGGAGCACUGCGAUGAGUUAGACGACCUCGUGCGCCGGCACGACAAGGAGAGGCGGGAGUUGCACAGGGAGCUAGCCGAGCUGCGCUCGGAUCACGCUCGUGUCGAGGCGUCUGAGACGCUUCUACAGCCUCUUCAGGAAAUUCGUGAGCAUUUCGAGAGCCAGGUCGUUGAGGUGAAGCAGGAGCUUGUGACACAGUUGGCCGAUAUUCAAGAACGAAAUCGUAUGCAGAGUGGCGAGGUGCAACUGGAGAUGCGUCAGCUCAGAGAUGAGCUCAAGAGGUGCCAGGACGAGCUCUCCAGUAGCCAGGCCGAGUUUCGGACGCUCUCCAUGCUCUACGACAAGGAGCAGCGCGAGAACUACCGCCUACGGCAGGAAAGCCAGCAACAAAGUGAGAUGGCCUCCGGUCGGCACGAGGCCAUUGGAUUGGAACCUGUUGCCAGCGACGUGGCAAAUCAGCAUCCCACCCUCACUUCAGCAGACUACUCCAUGGACACCACCGUGGCAACCGACAUCCUGCCCGUGUCCGUGGCUUCUCCGGAGCGCGCCCACGAGGCUGCGACAGCGAGCAACAGCAACUCUGUCACGAUGGUGGUCGAAGAGAGCCAGGCAGCAGCUGGAGCACAGCUGCAGGUCGCCGGCAUUCCUGCGCCGCUGCCGGCACCCUCAGCCGCGGUGAAGCAGGUGGGCAUGAAGAUCAAGUCCACAGUCCAGGAUGAGGGCCGAGAAGCGCCAGCGGCACCACCACUUGUGCCAACCCCAACGCAGGCUCGGCCGAGCAUUCCGGCGGUGUCGGUGCUGCGCACUGCACUGCCGAUUGCUGCGGUCCAAAGCCGCACGCUGCCAGCAGCAGCAUUUCAUCAAGCACAUGACAGGCUUGGCACGAUGGCUGCUGCUCCCCAGACCCCCACGGUGUGCUCGGUGGUGACCACCGGCCCAACCUCACACCGAAGGGUUGGCACCACCACCACAACGACGACCACCACAAGGCCCUUCAUCCCGCACCAUCGCAGUGCGUCUACCUCGUCAUGA